Messenger RNA from Eupeodes corollae, 5670 nucleotides. It is a transcript of the gene dysc, whose product is annotated as whirlin. The transcript has 17 exons. Gene Ontology annotation, molecular function: protein binding. Gene Ontology annotation, cellular component: plasma membrane; stereocilia ankle link complex; stereocilium tip. NCBI's taxonomy places the organism in Eukaryota, Metazoa, Arthropoda, Insecta, Diptera, Syrphidae. The record is from RefSeq and is a predicted model, not a curated record. The coding region runs from base 748 to 3624 and encodes 958 amino acids.
GACGGAAAUUAGUUUGAGGAAAGGAGUCGUCUUAAGAACAAGUAAACGGUAUAAUUUCAACGAGUCUGUGAUAGAAAAUUAAAUAGAUAGAAAAAAAAGAAGAAAUUGUUAAAUCCUUAAAAUUCAUAAAUUAACUAAAAAAGACAAACUUCCUAAAUGGAAAGCACCAAGCUUUGCCAAUAACUACACGUUAUUUUCGUCGAAUAUUGAUAAUUUUCAGAAUAAAAACCUAUGGAAAAAAUCAGUAUCAAAGCUUUUUUUUCUCUAGAUACACCAUGAUUGAACAAAAAGGAUUUGUCAAAACCAAAUUAAAAACGUCGCUCAACUGAUACUUAAUUUGCUGUUGAGUGAUUUUAAUGUUGAGUUAUAUGUUAAAUCUAAAGAAAACUACAAUUCAGUGCAUAGAAAUAAAUGUGAAUAAUUUAAAGAAAAACCUUUAUUAAAGGCGUACCAACCCCCAUUCGGAUCGAACUAAUUUAAAUAGAAAAAGAAAUAAACUACAUCAUAAGUAGUUAUUUUCCAAACAGUCAAACGGGAGUGCUUUCGUUCAAUACAGAAAAGGAUUGCUAACGCGCAUUCCAUUGAGUUCAAGGUGAUAAGCUACUAACAAAAAGUCAAUGAGUUUUCAAAAGAAAAAAGCAAUGUUAAGAUAAUAAUAACACGCAAAAAAUCCUAAACAAUUGUGAGCUGAUUUGGACUUACGAAAUAAAUGAACUCUGAUAUAAAACUCAAGUCAAGUGUGAGGCAAUGCGCUUAGGGGGUGCCCACGGUGGCGGAGACCCCCUAACGAUGAGCGCAGCUGGAAACGACUAUGCUGAAUUAUGUGACUUAGGCCCUUCACGUUGGAGUUCUAGAGGAUACCAUCCCUCACAUAGCUCAUCACUACAUGCGUCAGGUGUUGGCCAUUCUACAUCCAUAUUACCACCAAACUUGGGACUGCAUUCGAGUCAUCACCGUUCGAAUAGUUUUGAGGCAGAAGACAUAGGCGGCAUUCCAGUUGCCAAUACCAUUCCCCACAAUGGCCCCUACGGUAUAAGUGCUAAUAGAAUUGCUAAUAGUACCAGUUCUUUGCGAGGUGGCCGAUCGGGUCUUUACUAUUCACCACCCGGAACAUCAUACACAAUAGUUGAGCGGCCACAUUCACCACAUUAUUAUUAUAACACCGCUGGUGUUCCUUCGAAGGGAGGUUCUUUACCUGGACGCGGAUCUUCAUACUUACAAUCUUCAUCCUCCAGCCACAUACCAGCUUCGCUAGGCAUUUCUGGUUCAGGCACAGUUCCAAAUUCCACUCGUCAUAACGGAAAGAAGCGUCCAAUUUCUCCAGAACAGGUGUUGCGAAUGUUCGGAGCAACAACCUCAUCUUCAGUUCCUACAAGUUAUCAUUAUAGUAAUGGCACAAGGGAUAGAAGUGGGCGCAGGAGCCCGGCCAGUAGUCCGCCGUCAACAACCCAUCAGGUGUACCGAGAUCGAGAUAGGGACCGUAGCAUACAAAAUAUUCAGGAGCUUUCCACGAGAACUGUUACAAUGUCUAGAGACCAGCAAUCAGAUAGUAGUCAUGGCUUUGGUAUAUGCGUUAAGGGUGGAAAAGACUCAGGUCUUGGCGUUUAUAUCUCUAGAAUAGAAGAAAACUCUGUUGCCGAAAGAGCGGGCUUACGUCCAGGUGAUACUAUCCUAGAGGUGAAUGGAACGCCUUUCACUUCAAUCAGUCACGACGAAGCCCUUAAAAGAUGUGUGCAGAUAUUGAAAUCGUCACGCCAAAUCAGCAUGACAGUUCGAGCACCACCUGCACUUAACUCAGCUGCACCACUCCACGGCUUUGGACCACCUUCACGUGAUCCAACGUACGCUUCAACAGCUCCUUUGCUGCAGCAGUCACAAUCAUCAUCAGUAGUACAACAGCCACCACCGUUUUCCGGAUCUCUAGGUGGUCCUGGUUCUCCACCAUUUCGACAAACAUGUUCCUGGAUGGAUAGACAAGGACGACCCGCUUCUCCACCCAUGGAGUACGGAGGACGUCGAAGUGAUCGCAGAGAUAGAAUUCGACGGGUGGAAUUACUAAUUGAACCGGGGCAGUCAUUGGGACUCAUGAUAAGGGGUGGUGUGGAAUACGGUCUUGGUAUAUUUAUCACUGGAGUCGAUAAAGAAAGCGUCGCUGACCGUUCCGGGCUUAUGGUUGGGGACGAAAUUUUGGAAGUAAACGGGCAAUCGUUUCUAGAUGUUACUCACGAUGAAGCUGUCAGCCAACUUAAGUACCAUAAAAGAAUGUCAUUAGUGAUACGUGACGUUGGUAAAGUUCCACACUCAUGUACAUCGAUAGAGUUAGAGCCUUGGGACGCCUAUAGUCCAACUGGGACAAGAGCUCGAAGAAAAGGACAGAUUUCUGUAAUGGUGGAGGAAAAAGCACGCUCGCUACUGCCUAGACAUCAGUUUGCAAGUCUGUCGUACUAUAUAAGCGAAUAUGGUGCGCGAGCAAUGACCAUAGAUGCCUUUGUUGCCGUCUUAUUAGAAAUGCUAGACACAUAUGAAAAACACUCUUUAGUUACGGAAAUUCGUGAGCUGGUGUUUCCUGAAGACCGCAUUAGAUACGAUGAACUUGUAUACAGAAGGGAACGCGAUCCUUACACCGUUGAGAGACAUAGGCGAAAAGGAGAUCCAAUGCGCGAUUUGCCGGUAACUGACGUGGAUUUGGAAAUAAUAGCAGCAACCGGGCGAAGUCCAUCAUCGGACUCGGGUCUCGGAAUGACGGUUUCGGACAUUAAGCAUCGACCCGCAUAUCCACUGCCAUAUCGACCGUUAUCAGCAGGACCCAUUCUACACCGCUCACAUUAUCACCAUCAUUCAUCACUGCGCCAUUUGGGAGGAUCACAGUUGCGAUUGACACCCACUAAAUCAAUCGGGACUAACACGCCGACUAAGAAUGUUCGAGGACAGAUUAAAAAUAGUUGCGACGAGAACAAUGAUAAGGAAUACAACUGUGAUGAAGCUCGAUCGAGGAGAGGCAGUGAAACGCAAUUACCACGCUCGGAAUAUGAGCAAGAUGCGGGUGGCUACUUAGACGGACUUCGUUCGCAUUUGGGUGGCUUAACGCAACGUGUCAAGUCGUGGUAUUGGGGACGGCCUCUUGAGUUGGCAACUAAACUCUCUAGAAGUUUUGAUAUGAAGGAGGAGGGAGGCGCGUUACUUGGCGAGAAGGGAGUUCGAAGGCAUCAGUCCAUGCAACGUCUAUCAACUGAACAAAACGGCUCCACGACAGACCAACCCCGUGAACACAAUCCCAACGUCGUACCUGAUCAUAGAGGCAACUUACAUAUUACUGUUAAGAAAACUAAACCAAUUUUAGGUAUUGCGAUCGAAGGUGGUGCUAAUACAAAACAUCCAUUACCAAGAAUAAUAAAUAUUCACGAACAUGGUGCUGCUUUUGAUGCGGGAGGCUUAGAAGUGGGACAACUUAUACUCGAAGUCGAUGGAAACAAAGUUGAAGGCCUGCAUCAUCAAGAAGUGGCCCGUCUUAUAGCUGAAUGCUUUGCAAACCGGGAAAAGGCUGAUAUUACAUUUUUAGUUGUGGAAGCGAAAAAAUCAAACCUAGAGCCUAAGCCAACAGCCCUUAUAUUUCUAGAAGCUUAACAUUUGCUUGCUUUGCCAGCCAGUGAUCCAGCGAUAACGCGCGAGCAGUAUCAAGAAUGCAAACAUGGAAUCGACUUAACGAAAGCUGCUGAACCUAGUUAAUUAAUUUACCAAUAUAAAACAUUCCAAAAUAAAAUUGUGUAUAUAAUUAUAUUCUUUUGUUUAAUUCGAACCUAUAGUUAAUUUCGUUGGUACGAGUAUAAGUUAUGUUUAAACAUUUCAAUUAAUAUUCAAAUUAAAUUUUCUAACAGUCUCGGAAUUGAACCCACAUUGUCAAAAACAAAUAAAUCAAUCAUUCACUCAAAUGCACUUCGUACAAUUCCUUAUUGUUAUUACAAUAGACGAUUUUUUAACUUAAAACGACCUAUUGAAAUACUCUUAUAUCCUUAACAGCUUUUCUUUAUCACCCUUUCUCUCACAACAAGCUCUGAGGAAUGGUUAGGAGUUACAAAUAACUACACUUUGGUUUCUUAGGCCUGUACAAAAUUGCACAUUAUUUUAUGAUAUUGAGUAUGUCAAAAGGCUGGAAUUUUCUUUUCUUGCACUUGUAAACAACUUAAAUUUCUCAACAAUUUAAUUAGUUUUUUUGAAUAGAAAGAAGAAAUAAAGUGAUUUUUCUAGAAUUUUGGCAAAUUUAAAAUUUUUCUUUCAAUAAUAAUCUCCAGUGUAACUUUUCAGUUUCUCACUUUCGUGGAAACUAUGGCCUUGGUCUCUAUUGAAAGUAAUUACGCACCAGACAAAACAAAAAUAUCAAAACAUGCAUAUUUGCUUUAAAUCAUAAAUAUAGGAAAAUUAAAAAGAACCCUUCAUAUCAUUUGGGACCAAUUAAUUAUCAUAUAUAGUGCAGGGCGUAUUUUGUAGAAAUUUCAUUAUGUGUUCAACUAAAUUCUGAAUGCAAAUUUUCUCCUAACUGCAAAAGUAUCAAACAAAUAGGGCUCAUAAAUAAACUACCUAUAAUAUUUAUACAACCCAUUAUCCACAAAAUUUAUUUGUUUUAUGACUGAUCAAAUCAUUAACCGAUCGCUUUGCAGAAAAAUAAUAGUUAAAUAGAAAUAUGCAAAAACGCUUGAUUACUGAUAUAAAUGUAGGUGUUUUAAACAAGCAAAAAGAUCAAGGCCAAAAAAGGGGCUAUUCCGAUAUCCGAUAAGACUUAAAUUGUUUAAGAGUUAAUUUUAUUAUGUUUCAUUAUUAACUUAACUUUUUCAAAAUAAAUUUGUUAAUUUGUUGUUUCCUAUACUCGGAUUAAGUCGACAAGACUAAAAUAAACAAUUCAAAAAACGUGGUUAUAAAAAAUACAAAAAAAAUAUGAUUAAUGAACAUUCAUAACGCCAAUACUUUUAAAUUAUUGAUAACUAACGCAAUACACAUUAUAAUAUUACUAUGUAUAUUUAAACAAUGGAAAUACUUUAUACCUUUAAUAUGUAAACCAUGUUUUUAAAGCGAUAUUAGAAAACCAUAUAUGUUAUGUAUAUGAGUGAAAACAGAAAAUAAAUAAUGUAGAAAUUAUUAUUUAAUACGGACGAAGGCAGUUGUACAAAUUUGAAAGAGGACUUGCACGGUUAUUUAUUUAUUUUUUAAUUUCUUUGUUAAAUAUUAUCCACUAGAUAAAAAAAAAUCAAAUAAAAACCCACCUAUUUUUGAGACUUAUUUCAAAUUUAGAUUGAAUUUAGUAAGGAAAACGAUAAAAUUUAAAAAUAAAGUAAAAUAUAAAUAAAUAAUGCAUACAAAUACCUGCUAUGUAGAAUUCCUUUUGAAUCGACCCCCAACUAAAUUGCAAAAAAGAACUUUUAAAAAAAGGUAAAUUAAUGAUAGCUAGGCUGGUUUACAGCUGACAGGGCAUAAUAUUAACCAUGCAACAAUUUUUAUUUCUAUAUAAUUAAAAAGUUAAAUUACAAAAAAAACACGCUAAUUUUAUAAUUUUUAUUUUGAUUAUAAUUUAGAGAAUACAGAAAGAAGCAAGUGUAAACAAAUGCAAAACAAAACUGGCAAACAUACAGAUAUGCAUAUUUUAGAUCACACAUAAAGUUAAUUACAUUAUAAAAAUAA